Messenger RNA from Paraphaeosphaeria sporulosa, 1017 nucleotides. RefSeq names its product putative short-chain dehydrogenase. The transcript has 2 exons. The record is from RefSeq and is a predicted model, not a curated record. NCBI's taxonomy places the organism in Eukaryota, Fungi, Ascomycota, Dothideomycetes, Pleosporales, Didymosphaeriaceae. The coding region runs from base 1 to 1017 and encodes 338 amino acids.
AUGUCUGAUCCUUUUAAUCCCUACGCAGCAGAGCAUGCAGCCCCUGCCGGUCCAGGCGACGCUCGUCCAACGGCCUUCCAAAUCGUGAAAGACGAAGGCCGUGUCGGAAAGCUUUCAGACAAGGUCAUCUUCAUCACGGGUGCAUCUUCAGGCCUUGGAAUAGAGACCGCUCGGGCUCUUCAUGAGACGGGAGCGAAGCUGUACCUUGGUGUACGAGACCUGGAGAAGGGAAAGAAAGUCGUGGAUGAUAUCCUGAGCAAGAGCACGAUAAACGGAGACAUAGAGCUUCUCCAAAUUGGACUUGACUCGCUUGAGUCUGUGCGGAAGGCGGCGGAGGAGUUCAAGACGAGGAGCGGCAAGUUGAACAUCUUGAUCAACAACGCUGGCAUCAUGGCUCUGCCCCAUCGCACCCUCACCCAGGACGGCCACGAAGCCCAAUUCGCAACAAAUCACCUCGCCCACUUCCUCCUCUUCCAGCUUCUAAAGCCACUGCUCCUAUCCUCAGCCUCCCCAGCCUUCUCCUCCCGCGUCGUAGCCCUGUCUUCCCUCUCCCAUCGCGUCGGCACAAUUAACUUUGACGACCUCACCCUAAAGGACAACUACCACCCCUUCCUCGCCUACGGCCAGUCCAAACUCGCCAAUCUCUGGAUGGCAAACCACAUCACGCGACUUUACGCUCCACAGAACCUGUUUGCUAAUGCAGUGCACCCCGGUGUCAUCUUCACACCGCUGGUGAAGCACAUGGAUGCGGCCGAGUUGGAGGAGGUCAGACAGGAUGAGGAGAAGAUGAAGGGCAUCAAGAGCGUGGAGCAGGGUGCUGCGACGACUGUGUGGGCCGCGGUGGGCAAGUGCUGGGAGGGGAAGGGAGGAAAGUAUCUGGAGAAUGUGAGGGUGAGUCCUCCCGCGCCGGAAGACGCAGAUUUUAUUGUUGAAGGAUACUCAAAGUUGGCGUAUGAUGAGGCGGGGGAAAAGAAGCUUUGGGAGACUAGCAAUGCGCUGGUUGGAUUUGAAGACUAG